Messenger RNA from Humulus lupulus (European hop), 930 nucleotides. RefSeq lists its product as uncharacterized. The record is from RefSeq and is a predicted model, not a curated record. Lineage: Eukaryota; Viridiplantae; Streptophyta; Magnoliopsida; Rosales; Cannabaceae. The coding region runs from base 168 to 746 and encodes 192 amino acids. The transcript is spliced from 2 exons.
UAACUUUCUAGCUUCUGUGAUUACUACUCAAAUUCGCGCGCGAGAGAGAGAGAGAGAGGUGUUGCAGAAUUUGCUAGAAUCAUCCACUUUCUUUUUUUCUCUGCAAAUAUCAAUAUAUAUACAUUUAAAAAAAAAACAGAGAGGCUAAUAAUAGCGCAGGUGCUACGAUGGAUCACGCUGAGAUGGAGAUGGAGAUGGAGAUGGAGAUGGAGAUGGAGAAGGAGACGAAGACGGAGACAGAGAUGGCGGCUCAGCCCGAGGAGUUGGCAGCCAAUGCCAGCAGCAACAACAACAGAAACGUGGGUAUCCCCGUGUGGGACUUGCUAACAUUCGCUCGCCAGCUUAUCAACCAGGGCAAGCCUUCUCAGGCCCUUCAAGCGGUGGUAAUGGCAAUGAGAUCUGGAGGUGGAGAUGAGGCUGUAUUUCGGUCCUUGAAUCGUGCACGUGAGUUAUACCAAAGUAGAUUGCGGGAAAAUGCGGCUGUUGAUCAGCUAGCCUCCUUGUUUGCUGAAUGUGCAAUAGCCGAAGCCCAGCCUUCAAAAGAUGAACUGUCACCUAAUUAUGAGGGUGAAUCAUUGGUUGUGCCCGAUGCUCAUGGAACCUCUAUACUGGCUGAAUCGGGCAGGAUGCAGAUUGUGUUGGAUGCAUUCUCGGAUGGGAGCAGCUUUAUCUGUCUACAUUGUGGAGGUCUUGUUAGCAACAACCGCCGAGAUGAGCACUAUGCAUAUUGGUGCUGCCAAAUUUGAUGAGCAUGCAACCAAGAGUGGAUGUUUGUUCUCCUCAUGUUCGAUUUCAGCUCAUCUGAUGUUUUAUUUAGGUGGUUGGGACCAUGUAUUGUUCUCAAGGGAGUAAAUUGCUGAAUUUAUUACGUUGUAUGGCAACUUUUAAUCAUUAUAUUUAUAAAAAAAAUUAGUUUGGUUUAAAGGAUUA